Messenger RNA from Rotaria sordida, 1542 nucleotides. Lineage: Eukaryota; Metazoa; Rotifera; Eurotatoria; Philodinida; Philodinidae. The record is from the annotation of a GenBank genome assembly.
AUGAUAUUUGAAGACACUACAACAAGUUUUACAAAUGAUUUUUUGACUGAUAUUGACAUGGGGUCAUUAAAUGAAGUUCCAUUACAAACAAAUUCAACAAUAUCUGAACCAAUACAAAUAAUAAGUACUCAACGAGGUAAACGAAAACUUUUACUUGAUGGUUAUAUCUAUCGUUUGGAUCGAUCGAAUGAUCGUGGUAUUGAACAAUGGAGAUGUUCAAAAAAAAGUUGUCGUGGUCGAAUUCAUUUACAUAAUUCAUUUUUAUUUUCAUCAACAAUAAAUCGUACAAAUGUUACAUUAGUUUCAUCUCAUUCACAUGCAUCUGAACCAGCUCAAUGUGAAGCUGCUAUUGUUAUUGAUCAUAUACGAACAACUGCUCAACAUAAUCAACAUGAAUCACCUAAAGAUAUUGUUCAUCGUUUAUUAAGAUCAGUUAAUAAUGAAACAGCUGCUAAUCUUCCUUCAAUUACAGCAAUGCAACGAAGUAUUCAACGUCGACGACAACAACAAAAAUCUUUCGAUUCUUUUUUAAUUAAUAUUGAACAUGAAGAAAAUUUAACUACAAAUGAUAUUCAAAUUCUUUAUCGUUCAAUAAAUGAUAGUUCAUUAUUACAUAUAAAUGAACUUGCAUAUAAUCAAAUAUUAGUAUUAACAUGUGACAAUGAACAGAGUUAUCGAAAUAAACUAGCAAAUACAUCUAUUUGGUUAUGUACAACAUUUCAUGAAAUUAAAAAUGAUUAUCUUCAAUGUAUUUUAAUCAUUCAAGUACUUGAAAAUAAUAAUGAAACACUUCUUCCACUUAUUUAUGCUCUUUUACCAUCGAAUACAAAUGUUUUUUAUAUGAAAUUAUUUAAUGAAUUAUUACCAUUACAAACACCGAAAUAUAUUUUAACAAAUUUUGAUAAAAUUUUAAUUGAUUCAUUAAAAAAUUUCUUUCAUAAUCAUACAAUAUUACCUGAUAUUAAAAUAUGUUCAAUAUUUUUACAUUAUGAACUUUGUAAAUUUAUUCAACAAUACAAACGAAUAAUACAUGAUAUGGAAUAUAAAUCAAUAAAAUAUCUUUUAGCACUUGCUUAUAUACCACAAUUAGAUGUUAUUAUGGCUUUUGAAGCUCUUCAAGAAAUAUAUUCAUCAUCGAUAGAAGGUAUUUAUGAUAAAUUUGAGGAUUUAUGUAUUGGUCGUUUGCGUCCAAAUGGUCAUCGUUCUCAACCAUUAUUUACUACAACUCUUUGGAAUUGGACUGAUGUCGUUCCAUAUUUUGAUAAUUUAUUAUUGAUAAAUACAAAUAUUAAACAAUGGAAUGAUAUGUUUCGAACGUCAUUGUUAACUAGUUCAUAUCGAAGUUGUUAUAAAAUAAUUCGUACUAUACAACAGUUAUAUCAACAUCAAAUAAAUACAAAAAAUCGAAAAAUUGAAACAAAUAAAACAAAUAUAAUUAUUCAAAAUUAUUAUACUAAUAAAUUUCGACAAAUUAUUCAAUCAUAUCAAUCAUUAUCAUUUGAAGAAUAUCUUCUUAAUUUAAUUGAAUAUUUACCUAUUUAA